This is a messenger RNA of Glarea lozoyensis ATCC 20868, 3375 nucleotides long. Its product is annotated as SH3-domain-containing protein. The transcript has a single exon. Gene Ontology annotation, molecular function: guanyl-nucleotide exchange factor activity; small GTPase binding. NCBI's taxonomy places the organism in Eukaryota, Fungi, Ascomycota, Leotiomycetes, Helotiales, Helotiaceae. The record is from RefSeq and is a predicted model, not a curated record. Gene Ontology annotation, cellular component: plasma membrane; cytoplasm. The coding region runs from base 1 to 3375 and encodes 1124 amino acids. Gene Ontology annotation, biological process: small GTPase-mediated signal transduction.
AUGCCCUGGGUCGCCCUUCCUCGAAUCGCAUUUGCUGUCGCCACAUAUCCCUUUACCGCAUCGUCGCCGGCAGAUUUGCCGUUGGAACUCGGCGACGAGCUCUAUAUCAUCGAACAGGGUGGACAGAAUGGGGACUGGUUCCGCGGGUAUCUGGUCGCGCCUCCGAGCUUGCUAGCAGGCUUGACGAGCACCAAAGGCCAGACGCUUGAGGCGCGGGUCUUUUCUGGUAUCUUCCCUCGGAGUUGUGUGGAGGUGCGAGAAGUCCUCGGGGAAGAUGAUGAGGGGUCGGAUGAGGAGGGAGCAUAUGGGGAUACGAAGCCGCCAUUGACCAAUGGUUUUGGGCUCAGAAAUGGAAGCUUACCAGGCAGCGUGGACUCGAGUCCACUGGCAAGUCCAAAUUCGGUACAACGGCUGAAGAGCAAGUCAGGAAGUCUGCAGAAAGCCAAUGCGAGGUUGACCAAAGGCGACAAAGCAAGCAGGAAAAAAAGGAGUCCUAGCGGUAUAUCUUCUGCCAUGUCCUUGAUACCAAGAAGAGACCCGGAUGCUCCCAAACCACCUGCUCCUGUGCCAAUGUUGAAGAUUGGAGACGAAACGCCUACGUCGGCUUCCGAACCACUGGUGGACGAAAUCGCAUCUUGUUUGCGAGAAUGGCAGUCUACAAAUCUCCACGAGCUUUUGCUUUCGAGGCAGUACCCGCUGCUGGAAAAAAUGUCGAAUUUGAUCCAGUCAUUGGAUAUGUCGAGGAGGCAGUUGCUUCACAACGUUUUGACGGCACACGAGCUUCGCAUUCUGCGCGAGAAAACCGUAUGGGAUCUGGUAAGGGGCAACAAGUUGUUUAAUGGCGAAGUAAUUGUGCGGGAUCCUGCUGCGCGUGGGAGAAUAUUGACUGGGGACGACUCAGCUGUCGAAAUCACAACCCUACAGUCAAUGAUGACUUUGCUAGACGAACGACCCCAACCCGUUACAAGCGAUAGACAGACUCUUCACCAUCUGCUCAUAGAUGUGAAAGCCUUUGUCGGAGGCUCGACUGAGUCUACGGUGCUUGACUUUUUCUUGGCCUCGAAAUCCCACGGACAGUCUGCGGUUGUGCUGUCGGAAAGCUAUAUUGUGGACUUCCCCCCUAGUGGCGCGCUGACAAGCCUGCCAAAAACAAAUCAAAUGCGCACUCUUUUCGCGGAACUCGCACCCUCAGACAUUGGAGACCAGCAGUCCGUGGAAACCGAAUUAUUUCUUGUUGUCAAAGUUCGGUCGACAGAGCAUGUGGUCGUGUCAGGAAAACCAAGAUCUCGAGGUGGUUCCGUGUCAAGGGAUGGAGGAACAGCACAAAGUCGAGACAAACCACCCCUGACGGCUGUCAAAUCGGGGAGGAGAAGUCUUAUGUGGGGUCAAAAGUCGCAGCGGUCCACGUUUUCGAGGAAUGCUCCAAAUUCGUCUAAACUCAACAAUGUUUCCGAGCAGAUGGACGGCGUUCGGGAAGACAGCAUUGAUAACCAUCACCCGCCCAGCACUUCCGGGUCGCGGGGUCCUGCAACAAAAGAACAGAGGUCCGUAUCUAUCAGCAGAAGUGUAGCAAGGACUGUAGGAAUUGGAGCCUUGAAGAUCAAUUCUAUCAUGAAGCAGGAGGAGGAAGUGGAACAGGUGAUGACGGUAUGGGCGCCCGCUGCUGGUUUCAAGGACGACAAACAAGAUGUGCGCGAUGGCUGGGAAGAAGUGAUUCGUGAUCUAGUGCGAAGCAAAUCUGGGGCCUACGAGCGAUCCCGAAGAGCAGAGCGGCUACAAGUGCAGCUUAAAUCUUUCGAAACUGCAGACGUGGAGGGUUUGAUCAAAGCCACACCAACCUUGCUCUCUAAUAUCUCGAUUACAAACAAAAUGGGAUUUUCUGGGGCCCCUACGAAGCCUCGAUCUGACAUUUAUAUCACCCUCGACGACGCCCAUUUACCCCGCCAUGCACUGCUCUCACGGUCAGUGGGUAGCGCCAGCCCUCUUACCAACAAUUUGAAUAGUUCCAAUCUUCAAAUUAAGCUUGAAGUCCGAAAAUUGUCGGGCGAAAGAGUAGAGUCUUGUAUCUUUGCAUCUUCGAAUGCUGAAGCUGAAAGUUCCUGGGAGUCUACAGCUACCGAGCGUGGUGAUGCGUGGAGUCAAACAAUUCGCUUGUCCAUACCACCGGACGCCGUACCGCAAUGUCAUAUUGUGAUGACACUCUGCGAUUCGCCAAACCAACCAUUAGCAAUCUCGUUCUUGCCCUUGUGGGACCAGCAAGCUUUCCUGCGAGACGGACAUCACUCUUUACUGUUGUAUAGAUACGAUGAUACUACUUCAACUCCCCAUGCUAAUUCUGCUGGUAAGGGUGGGUAUCUUAAUCUGACAUGGAAUGCCAGAGGCAAAGACGAUGUCAGCAUGGAUGAAGCUGUUACGGGCCCUGUUGCUCUUCUACGUGUCAAAAGCUAUCUUUGUAGCACGCGAUUCUCCCAAGACAAGGUUCUACUGGGAUUGCUAAAGUGGAAAGAACAGCCGUCUGGGAACCUCCCAGACCUUCUAAAACGGCUCGUCUUUGUGCCCGAGAUUGAGAUUGUUAAACUGUUAAACGAGGUGUUUGACUCCAUCUUCAGCCUACUGGUUGCCCACGCCAAUCAGGACGAUGUAGAGGACCUCAUCUUUAGCGCCUUAGUUACAGUUCUUGGGAUUGUGCAUGAUCGCAGAUUCAAUUUGGGCCCUCUCGUGGAUCACUAUGCCGACAACAUAUUCAACUAUCCCUUCGCGACUGCCCCCCUUGUCAGAUCUUUCACACGACUUCUGGCGAAUCCUUCCGACCCCGAGACAUCACGCAAACUACGAGCUACCUUUAAAGUCGUCCGCCAUAUCUUGAAGUUUAUCAUGCACGCGAGGGACCAACAGAAAGGCAAGGAGGCUAAUCUUGGUAUCCUGAGCACAGAUCCCGAAUUCGCCAAACAUUUGAGGGCAAUAUUCAAGGCUCUGGACGGUCUUAUGCGAAACACAGCGCCUAUCCUUGUUGGAAGUCAGACUUUGGCAGUUCAGCAUUUUCACACUUGGUUGCCAGAACUCGACCGCAUUCUAAGUACAGAAGAGAUUCUACACAUCGCAAUCGAUUUUAUGGAUUCAUGCGCACUGGUGAAAGGAAAACUUGUGUUGUAUAAGCUUGUUGCCAUCAUCAACUACUCGAAGCUAGAGCUUUUCCAGGCACCUGAGCAAAAGGCUGCUUUGAGCGCCAACACAGCCAGAUGGCUCGCCCCCCAUUGGGGCAAAACAAUAGAAGUCACCGACCAGUGGAAGGACCAAGUGAGGUUGUGUUGUUCUAUACUGUCAACGCAAGUUGAUGGGCUUGGAUCAGAGAUUCCGGAAUACAUCCCAAGAUAA